GGAAGUAAAGACAUACGUAAGACCAGGCCGUAUGGUCGUAAGACUAUAGCCUGUCCUCUAAGGAUAAAUUUAAAAAAAUGUGUCAACUGUCAAAUUAUAUCCAAUUCCGUCACUCGUGUUUAUCCGUAUCCGAUUUUUUUCUAAGUAUUCUGUCUAUAUCUGUAUGUUUUUGAAUUAAAACAUUGCACUUGAUUUAUCAAGUCACCAUUAAAGGCAUACGAAGAAUAUCAACAUGGAGACCAAAACAACAAAAAUGCCUAAAGUAGCUAAGGUGAAAAACAAAGCACCAGCAGAAAUCCAAAUUACUGCUGAGCAAUUGCUUCGGGAAGCGAAAGAAAGAGAUUUGGAAAUAUUACCGCCGCCGCCAAAACAGAAGAUCUCAGAUCCGGAAGAGCUAAGAGAUUAUCAACACCGCAAGAGAAAGGCUUUUGAGGAUAAUAUUCGAAAAAAUCGUAUGGUAAUAGGUAACUGGCUUAAAUAUGCUCAGUGGGAAGAAUCACAGAAGCAAGUUCAGAGGGCUCGUUCAAUUUAUGAAAGAGCAUUGGAUGUGGACCAUAGAAAUGUUACCCUUUGGUUGAAAUAUACUGAAAUGGAAAUGCGAAAUAGACAAGUCAAUCAUGCCAGAAACUUAUGGGACAGGGCUGUCACAAUUUUACCAAGGGUGUCCCAAUUUUGGUAUAAGUACACAUACAUGGAAGAAAUGUUGGAAAAUGUAGCAGGGGCAAGACAGGUAUUUGAACGUUGGAUGGAAUGGCAACCAGAUGAACAAGCAUGGCAAACAUAUAUCAACUUUGAAUUAAGGUACAAAGAAUUAGAAAGAGCUCGUCAAAUAUAUGAAAGGUUUGUCAUGGUUCACCCAGAUGUUAAAAACUGGAUAAAAUAUGCAAGAUUUGAAGAGAACCAUGGCUUUAUAAAUGGAGCAAGAAAAGUAUAUGAAAGAGCAGUGGAGUUCUUUGGUGAUGAAGAUCUUGAUGAGAGACUGUUUAUUGCCUUUGCAAAGUUUGAAGAAAAUCAAAAGGAGCAUGACAGGGCAAGGGUGAUUUACAAAUAUGCUCUAGACCAUAUAUCAAAAGAUAAAAAUAAAGAACUUUAUAAAGCAUACACCAUUCAUGAAAAGAAAUAUGGUGACCGAUCUGGUAUAGAAGAUGUUAUUGUUAACAAGAGGAAAUACAUGUAUGAACAAGAAGUUAUAGAAAAUCCCACAAACUAUGAUGCUUGGUUUGAUUAUAUAAGACUUGUAGAAAAUGAAGGAAAUGUAGAUGACAUACGAGACACAUAUGAGAGAGCUAUAGCCAAUGUGCCUCCAUCAAAAGAUAAGCAAUUCUGGAGAAGGUACAUUUAUUUAUGGAUCAAUUAUGCAUUAUAUGAGGAAUUAGAAGUAGAAGACAUAGAACGCACCAGACAAGUAUACAGGACAUGUCUAGAACUGAUUCCACACAAAAUAUUUACAUUCUCUAAAAUAUGGCUGAUGUAUGCCCAAUUUGAAGUCAGAUGCAAAGAUUUGAAACAAGCAAGAAAGACUUUGGGAAUGGCGUUAGGCAUAUGUCCUAGAGAUAAGCUUUACAGGGGUUACAUUGACUUAGAAAUACAACUAAGGGAAUUUGAUAGGUGCAGAAUACUGUAUCAGAAAUUUUUAGAGUAUGGACCUGAAAACUGCGUUACAUGGAUCAAGUUUGCAGAAUUGGAAACACUACUUGGUGAUACUGAUAGAGCCAGAGCUAUUUAUGAAAUUGCUGUAAAUCAAUCUAGAUUGGAUAUGCCUGAGCUUUUAUGGAAAAGCUACAUCGACUUUGAAGUAUCACAGGGAGAAACAGAAAAAGCUAGACAACUUUAUGAAAGACUUUUAGAAAGAACAGUGCAUGUUAAAGUAUGGUUGUCAUAUGCAAAAUUUGAGCUCAAUGCUGAAAAUGAGGACAAUAUUAAUGUAGAUCUUGCAAGGCGUGUUUACGAAAGAGCCAAUGACAGUCUUAGAAGUGCUGGUGAAAAAGAAGCAAGGGUUCUUCUCUUGGAAGCAUGGAAAGAAUUUGAAAAUGAGAUAGGUGAUGAAAUAAAACUAGAAAAGGUCUUGGCCAAAAUGCCUAGGAGAGUUAAAAAGAGACAAAAGAUCAUUAGUGAGGGGGGUGUUGAGGAAGGUUGGGAAGAAGUGUUUGACUACAUAUUCCCUGAAGAUGAGAUGGUUAAACCCAAUCUUAAAUUGCUGGCAGCUGCUAAGCAAUGGCGUAAACAAAAACAGGCAACACAAAGCCCUCAAGAAGAAAAUCAAGAGCAUAAUGAAGAACAUGAAACACAAACUCCUCAGAAUCAUGAAGACAGUUCUAGCAGUGAGGAUGGCAAUGAGGAAAAUGAAAAACAAUAGACAAUGCUGUUUGUACAAAUUUUAUUUGUAUAUCUUAAUCCACAUCUUCAGGCCUAACUGGAUGUGACAAUGGUAUAACAGAUUUUUUUGUAACAUCUCUUGAACAAGCCUUUCUCAUAUCUGUAAAAAAAAUAUAAUAAUUAUUUAAGUAUAAUUGUCAUUAAACAUUA
This is a messenger RNA of Manduca sexta (tobacco hornworm), 2526 nucleotides long. It is a transcript of the gene crn, whose product is annotated as protein crooked neck. Gene Ontology annotation, biological process: mRNA splicing, via spliceosome; spliceosomal complex assembly. Gene Ontology annotation, molecular function: protein binding. Bases 233 to 2356 code for a protein of 707 amino acids. Lineage: Eukaryota; Metazoa; Arthropoda; Insecta; Lepidoptera; Sphingidae. Gene Ontology annotation, cellular component: post-mRNA release spliceosomal complex; Prp19 complex; U2-type catalytic step 2 spliceosome. The record is from RefSeq and is a predicted model, not a curated record. The transcript has 5 exons.